CCGCCCUCUGAAAAUCAAAAAGUGCACAAGGAAAUUUCACCGAGGAAAUCGGGAUGUUUCAUCAGCCUAUGGAAGUCAGCAGUAUUUUGUCGUGCGGUGUGGCUAGAUCCUCCGAACACUUCAGAGUGAAGAGUAACGGUAAAGUAGCUUGAAAACAUCACACAUUUUACUGAAAAGAUCUCUCCUGCUGCAUCUCAGCUCGUGACGCAUUUUCACUGCUCUGAUCAGCAACUGAUCACAGCCUCGGCCCCCGCUCCCUCCACAGACAACCAUGGUAGAAAAAAUGGCCUCCUUCGGCCGGAUCCUGCUGCGACGCAGGGCACUGGAUUGUUCCGAUGAGGGAACACGCUUUGCUCGCUGCCUCUCCACACUGGACCUGGUGGCCCUGGGGGUGGGCUCCACCCUGGGGGCAGGGGUGUACGUCCUGGCUGGUGAAGUGGCCAGGGAGAAGGCUGGCCCUGCCAUCGUUCUCUGCUUCCUCAUCGCUGCACUCUCCUCUAUGCUGGCCGGACUCUGUUAUGCCGAGUUUGGCGCCCGCGUACCCAAGACGGGUUCGGCGUACCUGUACAGUUAUGUGACGGUUGGUGAAAUCUGGGCCUUCAUCACGGGAUGGAACCUCAUCCUCUCCUAUGUCAUCGGUACAGCCAGUGUGGCCCGAGCCUGGAGCUCUACAUUUGAUAAUCUAGUGGAGGAGAAGAUCUCUUUCUUCUUCAGGUCUUCCAUGGCCAUGAAGGUCCCGGGGGGCGUGCUGGCUGAAUACCCUGACCUGUUUGCACUCAUCAUCGUGCUCCUAUUAACUGGGCUGCUGGCAUUUGGAGUGAGUGAGUCUGCCUUGAUCAAUAAGAUUUUCACUGGGGUCAACCUGGUGGUGCUGGGCUUCAUCAUCAUCUCAGGCUUUGUGAAGGGAGACCCAGACCACUGGAACCUCACCCUGGAGGACUUUGUUAAUACCUACCCCAACCACACCAACACCUCCAGCAUAUCCCAGGAGGUUGUGGAUAAGAUGUUUGGCUCGGGUGGUUUUGCUCCUUUUGGCCUCAGUGGCAUUAUGUCCGGUGCUGCUACCUGUUUCUACGCAUUCGUCGGUUUCGACUGCAUCGCCACGACCAGCGAAGAGGCUAAGAACCCCAUGCGUUCCAUCCCCGUGGGCAUCGUGGCCUCUCUGCUCAUCUGUUUCUUCGCCUACUUCGGGGUGUCUGCAGCUCUCACCCUCAUGAUGCCUUACUACAUGCUGGACACCCAGAGCCCCCUGCCAGAGGCCUUCAACUACGUGGGCUGGGAUCCUGCUCGCUACAUCGUGGCUGUGGGUUCCCUCUGUGCGCUUUCCACCAGCCUGCUUGGGUCCAUGUUCCCCAUGCCGAGGGUGAUCUACGCCAUGGCAGAGGAUGGGCUCCUGUUCCGUGGUCUGUCCCGCAUGAACACGCGCACCAAGACCCCCCUGAUGGCCACUAUAGUCUCUGGCUGUGUGGCAUCUCUGAUGGCCUUCCUCUUUGACCUGGCUGCCCUGGUUGAUCUCAUGUCCAUAGGGACACUGCUGGCCUACUCACUAGUGGCCAUCUGUGUGCUUAUCCUUAGGUACCAGCCCGGCACCCUGAGCUCAUCCAGUCAGACAGAAAAGCUAGUGGAGCUGGUUGGAGGGGAGAAGGUGGCCCGGGGGGACAGUGGAGAUGAGUACGGCCUGGAUCUGGAGGACCGCCCCGUCAGGGAAAAAUUCACCCCCUGCCUCCUCCUCUUCCCCAGUGGUGCCUUACCUACCAAGACCUCGGGGAACAUCGUCUAUGCCACCACGGCCAUUAUCUCGGUGCUCAUCACUGUGCUGUGUGUGGUGCUGGCAGGGAAGCUGGAUGAGUUGAUGGAGGUUCAGCCUGUGUGGGUCACAGUGUGUGUAGUCCUGGCCUUGCUCUGUGCCCUUUGUGUCAUUAUCAUCUGGAGACAACCAGAGAGCACGGAAGCCCUCACCUUCAAGGUGCCCCUGCUGCCUUGGCUGCCUCUGUUCAGUGUCUUUGUCAACAUCUACCUCAUGAUGCAGCUGGACCUGGCUACGUGGUGCCGUUUCGCUGUGUGGAUGGCCAUUGGAUUCGCAAUCUACUUCUUUUAUGGGAUCUGGCACAGCAGUGCGGCAGCCAGCAGCACCCGUGGGAAAUAUGAGCCUGCCCUCCAGACCAAGAAGAAGCACAUCUACCUGGGGGGAGACGAGAGUGAGGUGGAGGGGAUGAGCCCCUGAACAGCUGGAUGAAACCCCACACAUAAUACCUCUGCAGUGAAGGCAGACAAUUCAACUGAUUGACACUACAAUUCAUCUGUUUUCUUUUCCAUUUUUGGGAUAUCUCUGUUUUAAGCUUUAUUGGACAUUUGAGGAAUUAUAUUUUUAACAGUUGAAACAUUGCUAUUAACAUUACUAGUGAUUUUAUUUAUUAGAAGUUAGUCUCUUCCAAUUUUGAUUGUGUCUGUGCCUCUAAUUAUUAGCUCCUGGUGUCCAGCAGCCAUAUGAACUGCAGCUGGCCAGGACUGUUGGUUAGGGCCAUGUGUAAACAGAGUGGGUCUAUGGGGUUUACAAUCUUGGUCAGAACCUCUGUGUACUUGGGUCAACAGCACAGGGUUAGUGGAUCAAGGCCUGAUGCAGGUGUUUUGGGGAUCGCUGGCGUAGACAAACUGUCCUCCAUCACCUGUCACAGAGCAAUGUAUUUAACAGUAGGGCCUUGUGGCAGAAACAAGUAUUUAUUGUUGGUGUCCGCUUGUUCUGUAAGAUGAAAUAUCACCACAGAGAUGUGGGAACUAAAUAUCCGAAAGGCAUUGAUGAACGAUCUGUUGCCAGUGAUGUCUUUGUCAUUGAAAAUGUUUUUAAACGUAUGGUAAAAUAGCCCAAGUAAUGAUGUAAGUUAUUGUCUGGUUAGUCCCUGUGUAACUGAAGCAGUAUAUGCACAUUAGGUUCAUCCAAAGAAUACAUGGAGAUAUUGUAGCUAAACCUUAAAGUUGCUGAAAUGACAUCCUGGCACCACUACAUUUACAGUGGGGGAAAAAAGUAUUUAGUCAGCCACCAAUUGUGCAAGUUCUCCCACUUAAAAAGAUGAGGCCUGUAAUUUUCAUCAUAGGUACACUUCAAUUAUGACAUACAAAAUGAGAAAACCACAUUGUAGGAUUUUUAAUGAAUUUAUUUGCAAAUUAUGGUGGAAAACUUUUGUUAUUGACCAAAUACUUAUUUAUCUCAAUACUUUGUUAUAUACCCUUUGUUGGCAAUGAGAGGUCAAACGUUUUCUGUAAGUCUUCACAAGGUUUUCACACUGUUGCUGGUAUUUUUGGCCCAUUCCUCCAUGCAGAUCUCCUCUAGAGCAGUGACGUUUUGGGGCUGUUGCUGGGCAACACGGAUUUUCAACUCCCUCCAAAGAUUUUCUAUGGGGUUGAGAUCUGGAGACUGGCUAGGACACUCCAGGACCUUGAAAUGCUUCUUACGAAGCCACUCCUUCGUUGCCCGGGCGGUGUGUUUGGGAUCAUUGUCAUGCUGAAAGACCCAGCCACGUUUCAUCUUCAAUGCCCUUGCUGAUGGAAGGAGGUUUUCACUCAAAAUCUCACGAUACAUGGCAGCAUUCAUUCUUUCCUUUACACGGAUCAGUCGUCCUGGUCCCUUUGCAGAAAAACAGCCCCAAAGCAUGAUGUUUCCACCCCCAUGCUUCACAGUAGGUAGGUAUGGAUGCAACUCAGCAUUCUUUGUCCUCCAAACACGACGAGUUGAGUUUUUACCAAAAAGUUAUAUUUUUGUUUCAUCUGACCAUAUGACAUUCUCCUAAUCUUCUGGAUCAUCCAAAUGCUCUCUAGCAAACUUCAGACGGUCCUGGACAUGUACUGGCUUAAGCAGGGGGACACGGAUUUGAGUCCCUGGCGGCGUAGUGUGUUACUGAUGGUAGGCUUUGUUACUUUGGUCCCAGCUCUCUGCAGGUCAUUCACUAGGUCCCCCCGUGUGGUACUGGGAUUUUUGCUCACCGUUCUUGUGACCAUUUUGACCCCACUGGGUGAGAUCUUGCGUGGAGCCCCAGAUCGAGGGAGAUUAUCAGUGGUCUUGUCUUCCAUUUCCUAAUUGCUCCCACAGUUGAUUUCUUCAAACCAAGCUGCUUACCUAUUGCAGAUUCAGUCUUCCCAGCCUGGUGCAGGUCUACAAUUUGUUUCUGUUGUCCUUUGACAGCUCUUUGGUCUUGGCCAUAGUGGAGUUUGGAGUGUGACUGUUUGAGGUUGUGGACAGGUGUCUUUUAUACUGAUAACAAGUUCAAACAGGUGCCAUUAAUACAGGUAACGAGUGGAGGACAGAGGAGCCUCUUAAAGAAGAAGUUACAGGUCUGUGAGAGCCAGAAAUCUUGCUUGUUUGUAUGUGACCAAAUACUUAUUUUCCACCAUAAUUUGCAAAUAAAUUCAUAAAAAAUCCAACUAUGAUUUUCUGGAUUUUUUUUCUUCUCAUUUUGUCUGUCAUAGUUGAUCUGUACCUAUGAUGAAAAUUACAGGCCUCUCAUCCUUUUAGGUGAGAGAACUUGCACAAUUGGUGGCUGACUAAAUACUGUUUUUCCCCACUGUAGCUGGCUGCUGCUGUGUCAUCUUAAUUUGAUAUUUUGGGCCGUACUGUACUCUUGUCCCCCCCCCCACACCCUUCAUGUAUCUCUGUUUAUCUCACUGGAGUUUGUCUUUACAAAUCAGAACUACCCUUUUUAUAUGAACAUACUUGAGUUUGAGUUCUCUGCCUGCCUCCAAUGCUUGAGCUGUCUCUACAGAUGUUUAAUAAAGACCAGUACCCUGGGGGUCUAUUCAGUGGCUCUGUGUUGAAUCUUAAAGGCAGUGACUUUAGUCCUGGUCAUGCACUACCACUGAUGGAGCUUUAGUUGUAGAUUCUUGUGAAAACAUGUUAGCAAAUGUUUUUUUAGUUUCCGUUGAAACUUGUUCUUGGAAGCUUAGCUGUCGAGUUUGCAUCAUUUUAUCUGAACAUUCUAUUCUGUAGAAUUGUUUUAUAUGUAGUUAUUUUAUGCUUUUCAAAUUAAGUUAAUCAAGUAAUGUUCUUUUUAUAGAUGUUAUUGUAUUCUUACAUGUACAGUUUUUAAAGUACUCUUGACGACCCCCUUUAAUGAUUUACUUUAUAUAGCAAAACUUUUGCACCACCAAAUGAUUGAGACUUCAACUUGUGAUUCCAUUUGCUAUUAAUCACUAGUUGUGGUGCUGCUUGACCAAAAUGCAGUGUGCAUUGGAGACACUAGGUCAAGAACAUGAGGAAUUUGACCAGCAAAAUCUGCUCUCUAAAUCUGAAGUAUAUUUGUGCUCAUCUGUAAAGACAUUGGAAUUGGUGAGGAUAAUUGAGUUCUAUGGUUUGUUAAAGGAAAAUACCAUGCAAAACCUGAUGCAUUAUAUGAUGCAAAAUGCAUCAUAACAACUGUAUUUAGAAAAUGAUAUCUUAAGUUAAUUGUUGCUUUGCAAAAGAUGUUGGGCCAAUGUCAACAAUGGACUAAUGAAACAAAUACCAAAAUA
Oncorhynchus nerka (sockeye salmon) is the source of this 5499-nucleotide messenger RNA. Its product is annotated as cationic amino acid transporter 3-like. The transcript has 12 exons. Gene Ontology annotation, molecular function: L-lysine transmembrane transporter activity; L-arginine transmembrane transporter activity; L-ornithine transmembrane transporter activity. The record is from RefSeq and is a predicted model, not a curated record. Bases 272 to 2224 code for a protein of 650 amino acids. Gene Ontology annotation, biological process: L-arginine import across plasma membrane; L-ornithine transmembrane transport. Lineage: Eukaryota; Metazoa; Chordata; Actinopteri; Salmoniformes; Salmonidae. Gene Ontology annotation, cellular component: plasma membrane.